GCAACAGUAUCGAAUCAGUCUAGCAAGUGGAUUACCCCCGACGCAAUGAAAUUCCUGAGUGUUUUGUUGGCCCUGUGCCUCUUUUUGGCCCUCGCCAUAUCGCCAAUUCGCUGCGAUGGAGAUGAACCAGAGGAGGAGCGGCCAUUCUGUCCUUGCCCCAGAAACUACGAGCCCGUUUGUGCCAGCAACCUGCAGACUUUUCCCAAUCGCUGCGAGUACGAAUGCUUCCGUCGAAGUGUGGAGCGCAAGGGACGCAGCGUUGGCCUUUUGAGAACAGGCAACUGUUAAACAUCCAACAUCCCGAUUCCCGUCUGCAACAAGCCAAAGAAGCCUCCAGAAGAAUUGAAAGCAAAUAAGACAAGUGCCUUGUAUUAAUCAUCAACGUGAAAUAUAUAUAAAUAAAUCAGCUUAUCAGCCAGAGCAUUUGGCAUUGCAA
Messenger RNA from Drosophila ficusphila, 436 nucleotides. RefSeq names its product trypsin inhibitor ClTI-1. The coding region runs from base 46 to 288 and encodes 80 amino acids. The transcript has a single exon. Gene Ontology annotation, molecular function: protein binding. Lineage: Eukaryota; Metazoa; Arthropoda; Insecta; Diptera; Drosophilidae. The record is from RefSeq and is a predicted model, not a curated record.